ACUGUCACUACAGCCCUGCCUAGCUGAUUAUAUCCAGUUCCCUGCUCUUGGGUCAUGGAUACCAUGGAUGGGACACCUGACUGAGCCAGGCAAGAAGGAGAACUCAAGGGACGAGGAGUUUAAGGUCUGGAGCUGUGUCACAAGAGAAGGAGAAAUGAAGGGAAGAAAGAAGGGACGUUCCUCACCUUCACCCUUUAUCCUGCUGCUCUUCUGUAUCGCCGAGCACGCAACUGCUGAGCUGGAUGGCAGCAAAGAAGAGCAUGUUGUGGGUGCCGGUUUGCCACCACUGAAGCUGGUGCACUCCUUCUGUGCCAUGAAAGCAGACGAAGGCCCGUGCAAAGCCAUCCACAUCCGAUAUUUCUUCAGCAUCAAGAGCCGCAAGUGCGAGGUGUUUGAGUAUGGUGGAUGCCAUGGCAAUGAGAACAACUUCCUGACGCUGGAGGAAUGCCAGGAGAAGUGUGUGCCAAAAGAAUUUCCUCAGAAGAUGGCAUUAGCAAAAAAUAAGAAAGCAUUGUUUCUAGGACAGCCUGACUUCUGCUUCCACGCCCAAGAGCCCGGGGUCUGCCGAGGGUAUUUUACCAGGUACUUCUACAACAAAGAGACAAAAUUGUGCGAGGCAUUCAAGUAUGGUGGGUGCCUAGGAAACCAGAACAACUUCAGGAGUUUGGAGGAGUGCCAGAAUACCUGCCAAGACAACUCUGUUACAGCUGAAGAGCAUCCCAGCACUGUGAACAGCAGUUCCCCAGCAGAAGAGCAUCCCAGCACUGUGAACAGCAGUUCCCCAGCAGAAGAGCAUCCCAGCACUGUGAACAGCAGUUCCCCAGCAGAAGCACCCAGCCAGACUCCUGGGAUUUUUGGUAAUGCACUGCCAGCUGCUCCAAACGAGAAGUCCAACACCCUGAACAGUAGUUCCCCAAAGGAGGAGGAGCCCAACCAGUUCCCCAUCUUUUUUGUUGUGCAAGAGGAAGCAACAAACAGUUGGAAAGAGCCUGAGCAUUCUCACCAAGUAUUUAUGUUGGUUUUUUUGCUUUUGCACUUGCUUGCACUUCUGAGGACUGAGUGAUGACUCGCUAAGGUUUUUGCAUUUCAUAUGUUCUGUAGAUAACAGGUGUGUAGGUGGCAUUCCUGUGCUCUUUGCUUAGAAUGGAGUGCCCAAUAAAGCAUGAGUGUGUGUUGUACCCUGUUUUUUGCCUGCACUGUAAUCUUCAAGCACUGCUGAUUUGAUGUAAGUUUCUGUUCAGUUGUGUUGUCUACCACAUGCAAAGCAUCAAUGCACUCUGUAAUUUAAAUGAAUGCAUAUAAAACAGUAAAGCUUUUGGCAGCCUAUUUUACUGAAAACGAUGUGAAUUACAUCAGGUCUGGUAAUAAGUCUAGGGGCAUUAAGGGGCAAGCACAUUCCCUGAAGGUUUUUAGUCAUAGUAUGAAUAAUCCUCCAAACAGCUAACCUAUACCAGGAAAGGAGCAUGCUUCACUAUGUUUUCUCAGAGGAAAUUGAAGGGGUUUUGAUUGUGUCAGCAACAGGGAAUUUUCCUGCGCAGCAGACUUUGAGGGUAAGAGAAAGAGAACUAAAGAUUGAUGGAACAAAGAGUCAGUGUAGCAGAUGGGUUGGGUGAGAAGCACACCAUGGAAGGACCAGAGAAUUUCAGUGCCAAGUCUGAAGACCCAACAGAUUCUUCCUAAUUGUGUGACCUUUGUCUUGCCCUUGUCUGCCUCAUGCAGCCUCCUGUUCCUGCUCUGUUUAUCAGCUUGUACCCUUCAGGCUGCUGGAAUGGGCUAAAAUCAGGUGAUUUUGGCAAUCCCACUAGAGGGGAAGGCCAAAGCUGACAGCUGAUUUCUCCGCAGUGGCAUGGAGAACAUUGUCUCCAUUGCUGCUCUUUCUGGAGGUGCAGCUGUAAAGUGAAGCUCCAAGGCAGAGACCGGUCACACAAACGUGCAGGGUAAUUGUAGCUUUCUGUGAGGGACAGGAAUUUGACUUCACAUAUGAGGUGAGGAUCAGGGUGAACUGUUUGGGAUGGAGUGGCUGAUGUCCAUCUCCUCAAGCACAGGCAAAUUAAUCUGCCAUUGUAAUAUCUAUUUGCUAUCUAUAUUGGCCUGGCUAUAUGUCUUUUUCAAAGACCUUUUAAAAAAUGAAAUGUAAUUUAGUUAAUUUACACUAAAAAAAAAAUACAAGGAGUUGUCUCUUAUAAAAUACCUCACCUUACAACUGACAUGCUAUUUCAUCUUGAUUUUAAGAAAAAAAAGUUUUUUUGGUAUGUGUAACUCUGUAAUAAUAUCAGGCUUUUAGACUUAGAAUAUAGUUGUUGAUCUUCAGAAGAUUAAACUGUUCUAUGGCCAAAUAAAGCAAACCAUGGAUACAGACAUGAAGUUUCUAGCACUCUUAGCAAAGAACUUUCUGCAGAGAUUGAAGAGACUGGCCUCACUCUGCUGAAACAUCUAUAAUAACUUUUUCUCUCUGCAAACUAAGAGAGAGUGAGGCUAAGAAUCGUGAUCUAUGGUAGAAAAUUGCAAGCACUAUACCUACAUUUGAUUUGGGAGAUUUGAGUGGGAGACAGGAUCAGAAGUCAAUUUUCAGCUCAGCGAAUUUGGAAUAGCACAAGGAUGCAGGUCCUGUGAGUACAGAGUCAGGGUCAUCUUUUGCUGAUAUAAAUUGGCACAGUUCUAUUUGCUUUAAUGGAUCUGCACCAAUUUAUACCUGUGGAUUACUGUCAAGUGCAGAUGACUCAUUAUUUUUGUAAUAGCCUGUCCACUUGAAGAUUCUUUUAUUUUCGCUUUUCUGUAGCCAGAAAUGAGGAGCUGAAGUCUGCAGGUAUUGAAAAUCUGGCAAUAAAUCUGAAGCUUCAUGAAUGUCACACACUUGUGUCUGGGGAGAAAUAGUGCUCACUGCAUUCCCUUUCCUCCCAAGAUAAUUUCAAACUUGUUUUCCAGUGUGAAUAAUUAGCAGUCUGUUGUCACACAAGCCCUGCAAAGCCUGAGGGAUAAGGAUUAUUGUUGCAAUGCAGAGUUGGGGUUCUUUCUGAUAAAUGUGAGUCUGUAUCUGGAUGUGCAUUUUCCAGAGAUUCUGAGUUUAUGAUUAAUCUCUGAUUUUUCAGAGAUUAUGAUCAUGUCAUCUGUUUAUACCUCAGAGGGAUGGGAUUCAAUAAAGGGCUGUAUGGUAGAAACUGAAUCUUAAACCA
This is a messenger RNA of Agelaius phoeniceus (red-winged blackbird), 3173 nucleotides long. Lineage: Eukaryota; Metazoa; Chordata; Aves; Passeriformes; Icteridae. The record is from RefSeq and is a predicted model, not a curated record.